UGCUCUUGAGGAAGGGAGGAACUACAAGCAGACGAUUUAAACGUGCGCACAAUCCUCUUGUCUGCAAAUGUUUAAGAGAAACAACAUUAUUCAUUAAAAGGAUUGAUGCAAGUGUUCUGUUACUAAUAAAAAACGCUUAGACGACGAAUAAUUUCACCGUAGAAAUAAGAGCAAUAUAAAAUGGCUAGCAGCUGAAAAUUGAUAUGCUGUGGCCAGAAUGUCAAAAAAAGAAGAUUCAAGAGGAAAGAAAGGUUCUCACCAAACUGAACUUUACGCAGAGGUGCCUUCGACAUGCCUGCCUAUUGUCUAUUCCCCAGAGUACAACAUCACCUUUAUGGGUCUGGAAAAGCUGCAUCCCUUUGACGCUGGCAAAUGGGGCAAGGUCAUUCACUUCUUGAAAGAGGAACAGUUCAUCACCGAUGAGGUCAUUGUUCUAGCCCGGGAGGCCAGUGAGGCGGAUCUUCUUGUGGUUCACACUGCGCGUUACCUGAACAGACUCAAGAACGCUAUCUUGGAGGGCUCCAGAGAGUGGUCGCUGGUGGUUGCCACCAUCACAGAAAUCCCACCUCUCCUGUUCCUGCCCAACUUCCUGGUACAGCGCAAAGUUCUAAAACCCUUGAGAACGCAAACGGGAGGAACCAUUAUGGCUGGAAAGCUGGCAAUGGAUCGAGGAUGGGCAAUAAAUGUGGGAGGAGGCUUCCACCACUGCUCUAGUGACAAAGGAGGAGGUUUCUGUGCCUACGCUGACAUCACACUAGCUAUCAAGUUUCUCUUUGAGAGGGUGGAGGGAGUUGCCAGGGCCACCAUCAUCGAUCUAGAUGCCCAUCAGGGAAACGGCCAUGAGCGAGAUUUCCUGGAAGACAGACGCGUUUACAUAAUGGAUGUCUACAAUCGCCACAUCUAUCCAGGAGAUGGAUAUGCAAAGAGGGCGAUUAAACGAAAAGUGGAGUUGGACUGGGGCACAGAAGACAUGGAGUAUCUACAGAAGGUGGAGCUCCAUUCAGAAGGGGCGCUGAAUGAAGUACGGCCCGACAUCAUCAUAUACAAUGCAGGCACAGACAUUCUUGAUGGAGACCCUCUCGGAGGUCUGGCUAUAUCCCCACAGGGUAUCAUAAAGAGAGAUGAGAUCAUCUUCAGGGCAGCCCGUCGACGAGGAAUCCCCAUCCUUAUGGUGACGUCAGGGGGCUACCAGAAGAAAACCGCCCGCAUUAUUGCUGAUUCCAUCUUGAAUCUGCACAGACAGGGCUUGAUUGGUGAAGAGGCUGUAGAAGGUGCGGGACCCUCACAUGUUCCGCUCAUGAUGAGCAAAUCUGUGUCAUCAGGGGCCAUGUUCAGUGCCAUUUAAACUCUCCUGAUCUUGGACCUUGUCAAAGGCGCUAUUCUAUUACCUAAUGCAAACAUUUAGAAUUAAUAUAUAAUGCUCUGGUCAGGGAUCUAAUGGUAGUUUGGACUGAAAUUGACUCAGGAUAGUUUUCGUAGUUCAUUGAUUUGAACUAUUUAACUCGUAUAUUGCAUUUUCUUUUUGAGAUUGGGUAAUAUUUUACAUUUUUCCAUCAUUUCUUAAGGAUCUUUUUUGCAAUGCUUGUUUGCACAUUAAAUUUUCAAAGGAAUAGCUUACCCAAAAAUACAUUUUGUCAUAAUUUGCUCACACUCCAAAUCCAUUCAGUUUUAUUAUAUGGAAAAUAGCAUUUCUCGUUUUGUGUUCCACAGAAGAAAGACGAUUAUACAGGUUUGGAAUGACAGUUUUUUCAUUGUUUGGGUGAACUAUUCCUUUAAACCAUUUUGAUUGGUGCCCACAAGUUGGCAUUGAAAGGGAAUUGAUUUCUUCUCAAUUUCAAAUUCAAAAAAGAAAUCUAAUUUCAUUCAUACAUUUUUCUAGAAAUCCCCAGUUUGAGGUACAAACACAAGAAAAAUAUACCGUAUGCCAGGAGUUGAUUUUAUUGAGCGAUUUGUGGCAGCUCUCUACAACACUAUAUUAGAUUUACUCAAAAUGUAAUUAUACCAUUAUGAAUCAAUUUUGGAUUCAUUACAGAUUCCUCAUUGCGUCGACCUGCUUUGCUAUCACGCCUUAAAUUAUUCUGUGACAUUAAAUGGAAGUUGCUCUUAGGACAUGCUUUUGUGACCAGUUGGUUUUAGCAGCACGCUGGAAUUCUCAUUUGUGUGCAUCAGCAGGUGGACCACUGUCAGGCUAAGUGCUUUCUAACAUAUUACUCCUGGCAGGCUUUUGAAACGUCUUCGGGCUGAGGCCGGGGCUCUCUCUAUUAGGAAAUGAAACUCUUCAUUGGAGAGUCUGAGAGACACUGCAGUUGGUUACCAGUGACAGUUCUUAAGCCGUGAUCUUGUCUGCCUCAAUUUAACAAAAUGUUUCCUGUCAUCUGGAGAAUAAAUAGGAGAUGAUGACACUGUUUUCUUUUUAUGGUCAGAUUUUAAAUUCUAGUUUAGAAUCACAAUUCUCUGUAUUUUUUUUGUAAUUUUAUUUUUAGACAUCAACUGUAGAACAGUCUACUAUUUUUACUCAAGGAGUUCAUUACUCCACACAUACAGCAUUUACAAUUUAAUUUGUCACUUUAUUGGUAUAAUAAGCUUUGAGUUUAUUUAAAGAUAAUUUUCUUCCCAAAACAUAAUUUAUUCACCCUCAUGUUUUUCCAAAUCUGCUUGACUUUGAAGGACAAGUAUGGAGGGCAUUAUGAAAAAAAAAAAAAAAAAUGAGAUGGGAAGAAACGUUUCAAUGCUUUGAAUGUUGUGAUUGCUUACAAGGUGAUAAUACAAUAUGUGGAAAUAAUAUGGUGAAAAACGCAAAGUUUCCAAAGGAACACAAAGUUUCUUAGUUGAAAGCAAAAGUUUUGCAAGCCAACGUAUCAUUUCUCUGGGAACACAAAUGUUUUGCAAGUGAAUGCAAAAGCAUUGAAAUGUAUAAUUCUCUUUACAUCUCUUAUUUUUCCAACACAAACCUCUGGUUUCUAUCCACUUUCCUUGUGUAAAAGAGAGCCGCAUGAACAUUCUCUGUAGUAUCUCCUUUUUUGUUCUGCAGCAAAAAACAGAUCUGAAACAAAAUGUGGUUGAGUAAAUGAUGAUAGACUUUUCAUUUUGUUAAUGAACUAUCCCUUUUAUUGAUCUUUUUUUUUCAAGCUCAAGGUUGGUAUUUAGAGGGUUGUCUUCUUAAGGAGCGACUAAUGAGCUUUGUGGUAGGCACUUCUCCUCAGGUUGGAGGUUUAAUGGUCAUGGCUCUGUUCUCUAGUGACAAUGCAUGAAAUUUGUAGAAACUAAUGUUAGUGGACCUCCAAACCUUUCUGCACUAAAUUGCUCUUAGAGCACAGAAUAAAGUAAAAACAUUGCUCUGUUUCUUUGAUCAUCCCAGCCACCCCUACCUAGCAAAACUGCAUCAGCCAUCGGUGUGAUUUUGGGGUUGAUCUAUAUUUCUUUGUGACUAAUGGCAGAUAAGGGCUGCGUCCGAAAUCACAUACUUUCUAAAUAGAUGAUUCUUUUGAAUAAGUGAUUACUUGGCAACAGUUAAAAAAACUAGAUAGUAUAAAUGUAUAUAAUGUGAAUGGAAUGCAGAUGUCAUCCAUGCAAUUUUGGCCUACUGUUUUAUGAGUACUGUGAAUUCAGACCAACUACUUCGUUCACUUACUGUUUUUGCUUACUAUGCAGUAGGGAAAUAUGCGAUUUUGGAUGCAGCCGAAAUAUCUUGUGGCGCUAUAGUAGUACAGAAACUACACACAUCACGUUUAACAGUAAAUUAACAUGUAAUUUUUAAAACCUACUGAAAUUAAUAUGAUUGUUAUUUAUUUUGUGAUUUGUUUACGCUGAUACCCCCCAUUCCACAUAUCCUGGUUUGAGACUUACUGUAGGUAAUAAAAGUUAAGAGAGAAGAACACUAAUUUAGUGAGGUGUUUACUCUUAAGGGAAUGGCCAAAUUUGAGCAUUAUUAAUGUUGUUUUAGGUUCUGGGUUAAGGUUAUGAGUCUGAUAUUGCUCUCGGGUGCUGGAGGGAUCUUGGUAAUGGACGCUAAUGAGUGUAGUAGGGCUCUUUUCAUUCCUUUCCUUUCUUUUUCUCUUUAAUGAAAUUUGUCAAAAGGAUGAAAAUGGAGGUCACUUGAAAGACGUGAACCCUUGAGGUCUAACUAGCAGUUUAAUGGAUCUGUACAUGAAAAGGACCACCUUGGUCCUGUUUGAACAAAUUACUUACUGAUGAGUAUUUCAUAUGCUCAUUUGAUAAUAGCGGGUGGUUUUUUUUUUUUUUUGGUUGUUUGUUUUUUUUCUGUCGGAACACUAAACAUCUUAUGCACUUAUUGUGAUCUGUGCCACUUUAAGAAAUGUAUAUUAAUUUUAUUCCUUUGUCUUGAGUUAUUUUUUUUUAUAUAAAAUUACUUAAAAUUGAAGUAGUACUCUUAUUUAAUCAUAUCUUGUCUAUUUAAACCAGUGUUUUAUGUAUAGAGAUACUUCUUUACUUGGGUAAAUUACAGUACAUUUAUACACAAAUCUAUAGAAAUGGUGCUUUGUUACCAUCUAACAAAUGUGCCAAAUGUCUUCAUGUUGUGUUUGACGUGUUUUGUACUUUUUAUUUAAUACCAUUUCCAUGUAAGAACAGGGAAAAUAAAUCAAGUCUAACAAUGCAA
Cyprinus carpio (common carp) is the source of this 4618-nucleotide messenger RNA. RefSeq names its product histone deacetylase 11. Lineage: Eukaryota; Metazoa; Chordata; Actinopteri; Cypriniformes; Cyprinidae. The record is from RefSeq and is a predicted model, not a curated record. Gene Ontology annotation, molecular function: histone deacetylase activity.